AUGGCCAAUUUGGUGCUGUUUGAAGUACGCUACGUUCUGGCGUCGAUCUGCUACUCCUUUCGUUGCAUCUCGUCACCGAUUACAUUUUCCUGGUUCGAGACUGCCCUCUACUGGCUGAUGUCGUUCAUUCCGACAGCAUUUUUAGCCAUUCCUCAGUUGGUCUACAUGUUUCUAGACACGGAAAGUCUGCACGAAUUCGUGACGGUCCUGGUGCCGUUCACCGAAAUCGCCCUGACCAUCGUGAAAAUGGUUCUCUGCAACGUGAAACGAUCCGAGAUCAUAAGCCUCAUCAACCAGGUGCAGACCGAGUGGAUGGAAUAUGAGUCCUCGAUGCGCUCCGAAAUCGGCGAGCUGGUGGCAGCUACCACGAAGAAGGUUCGCUUGUUCACGAUAAUCUACACGCUGCUGUUCGGUGUUCUGGGCCUCGAAUUUGGGCUGCUGCCGGUUACCAGGCUGAUCUAUUAUAAAGUGUUUGGCUCGGGAACCACGAACUACACCAUCACCCUGCCGUACACGCAAAGGUCUUUUUAUAGCAUCGAGGGGACUACAAGCUUCACCAUCACGUACUUCUGGAUCAUAGUGGCCGUCUACUUGCUUGUGAUGUCGCUUAGUGCCCUCGACUGCGUGUUCGACACGCUGGCCAUGCACAUUACGGGGCUGUUUAAACUGCUGAAUGCUGAAGUCGACCAAAUGAGUGUGGAGCUGCGGGCCGGCGUGGACGCCAAGCAGAUGCGGCAGACCUUCAAGCGCCUCGUCCUGAAGCACAAGACCUACCUAGCUCUGAUAGAUCGUCUGGAGGAUGCUUUCAGUGUGUACAUGAUUUUCCAAUUUGUAACCAGUUCUAUCGUGAUCUGUGUCGUACUCUACCAGUUCACUACGGUAUUCGGUUGGAACGGUGAGACCAUCAAAACGUCGACCUACCUACCGGGUGCCAUCAUACAACUUUACGUGUUUUGCUGGUACGCGGAGGAAAUGACCGAGGAAGCAGCCAUGGUGGCCGAUCAUAUCUACAACAUCCCCUGGUAUCUGGGUGAUAUUAGGUUGCAGAAAAUGUUUCUCACCCUGAUGGUGAAAGCUCAAAAGCCUACCGGUGUCACGGCGGGCAAGUUCUACCUGAUUACGCUUCAGAGUUUUCAACAAAUCAUUAGGGCAUCCUAUUCCUACUUCACUUUGCUUAGCACAGUAAUGCAAGAAUAG
Molecule: messenger RNA, 1197 nt
Organism: Anopheles cruzii
Lineage: Eukaryota; Metazoa; Arthropoda; Insecta; Diptera; Culicidae
Product: odorant receptor 4-like
Exons: 7
Coding region: 1-1197 (398 amino acids)
Biological process (GO): detection of chemical stimulus involved in sensory perception of smell; sensory perception of smell
Cellular component (GO): plasma membrane
Molecular function (GO): odorant binding; olfactory receptor activity
Source: RefSeq, a predicted model, not a curated record